AUACGCCUGCAUGCAAUGGAUACCUGUGGAGAAAAGACAAACAUGGCGGAUAAUGGCAAAAUCAUGAUCGUUUUGCAGAACUUUAUCAACGGAGAAUUUCUAUCCUGCGAUCGGUACAUCGACAGCUAUGAUCCAUCUAGAGGCGAAGUAUACUGCAAAGUUCCUGACAGUGGCAAAGAACACGUAGAUUUGGCAGUCGCUGCUGCAAACGCGGCAUUCAAAAGUUGGUCAGUUAGUUCUCCUGCAUACCGCGCUGAGAGACUGAGAAAGCUUGCUGAUCUAAUUGAAGAUCGCUUGGAGGAAUUUGCUCAAGCAGAGUCACGAGACCAAGGAAAAACUGUAAACUUUGCCAGAAAUGUGGAUAUCCCAAGAUGCUGUUUAAACCUCAGAAUGUUUGCUUCAGCAAUUAUGGUUGGCUCAAAUAGCAGAGCCAACUUUUUGGAAAGCCAAGCAGUAGUGAAUUAUUCCCUCCGAAGCCCUAAAGGAGUGGCUGGACUGAUCUCUCCCUGGAAUCUGCCAUUGUACCUGUUGUCAUUCAAGAUUGCCCCAGCAGUGGCUUCUGGCUGUACUGUGGUUUGUAAACCAAGUGAGAUGACAUCCGUGACAGCAUGGAUGAUGGCCGAGCUUAUCAAUGAUGCAGGUUUUCCUCCAGGGGUCAUCAACAUCGUCUUUGGCACAGGAUCCCGUACUGGCUCUGCUAUAGUGCAGCACCCUGAUGUCCACUUGAUCUCUUUUACUGGCUCAACAACAAUUGGCGAGCUCAUCACCAAAAUGAGUGCUCCAUUUUGCAAAAAGCUGUCACUUGAGCUUGGGGGUAAAAAUCCAUCCUUAGUGUUUGAGGAUGCCGAUCUUGCUAAAUGUGUUACUACAUCUGUGAGGUCAAGUUUUGCAAACCAAGGCGAGAUCUGCUUGUGUACUAGCCGCAUCUUUGUGCAGCGCAGCAUCUAUGACAAUUUCCUGGACAUGUUUGUACAGGAAACUAGGAAACUGAUAGUAGGCCCACCCACAGAGAACUUCUCAUUCAUGGGUGCACUAAUCAGUAAAGAUCACCUGGAAAAGGUCAAGGGAUACAUAAGAAUUGCUAAAGAGGACGGAGGCACAGUUCUUUGUGGGGAAAGCAAAGACCCUCCCCCUGACCUCCCCAAAGAGUACAAGAAUGGAUAUUUCAUGAGGCCCACUGUAAUUACAGAUGUGAAGGACAGCUCACGGUGCAUGCAGGAGGAGAUAUUUGGUCCUGUCACUUGCGUUGUACCCUUUGACACGGAGGACGAGGUCAUUGAACGGGCCAAUGGCGUGAAGUAUGGGCUAAGCGCAUGCGUUUGGACAGAGAACCUAUCGCGGGCUCACCGUGUAUCACAUCGCCUCCAGGCGGGGACAGUGUGGUGUAACUGCUGGCUCGUACGCGACCUCAACAUGCCUUUUGGAGGAACUAAGAUGUCCGGGGUCGGACGAGAAGGAACGCACGAAUCCCUAGAGUUCUUCACAGAGUCCAAGACCAUCUGCAUCAAGAUGUAACCAAAGGCUCUUCAAGGUGUCCAUCGAGACGCGACCAGAUCAAGUCUAAAGAGUUCUCGAGUUAAACAGUUCUACAGAGACAGUCAUAGGUACACAUGAAAAAAGCAUAGUAUUUGAAGAUAUCUUAACAAAAAAUUAACCACUUUUUGGCCGCCAGGGGUGCGCACGCACCCUGCGUACCCCUCUGUGUACGCGCCUGAUCUGUAUCAAGAUGUACUCAACUUAGAGGAACACUAGCUAGGCGCUUGCUUAGAAGCCAGUGCAUCAAAGAGUGUAUUUAGGGCGGGGUGAGAGUGGAGGGCAUUAGCGCGAAUGAGCUGGGUAUAUGGAUCUCAGUCGUUUUCUCCCUGGCGCGAGGGGAAAUUGCUAGAGAUAAAAUUAGAGAGCUUAAACAAGUCAACACGAACGGCAUCAAAGAACGGCGUUGACGUCCGUGACAGGAAAUCUCGAACGGAAUUUACCUAUUUUUACGUUCUUCGCGCACGGUCAUGGACGUCAACGCCGUUUUUCAACAAUUCGUGAGCGCGCGCGCCGUUUUUGAUGCCGUUCGUGUUGACUUGCUUUAGCUCUCUAUUGUGUGCAAGACGCAGACUGCUACAGUAGCAUUCAGACUGCAGUUUUCAGGCCAAGGAUGAUGGAACCCCACUCGCUUGAAAAAGGCACCUAGUUAUCCAAAAUGACAGUUUUUAGACUGCGAUGAUAAACCAAGCACACUAAUUUUAAAGAGAGCUAAAGCUCUCAAAUUAUUUUUUAAUUUAGAGAAAUGCAUGACAAGCCCUUGUACUAUAAAAGUUUGUGACCAAAAGCUAAAAAGCUUGUUGUCAGGUUUUUUUAUAUAUUUGAAAGCCUGUGGAGACGGUCGUUUUCUUAGGUUUAGAGCCUCUUAAAGUGUCUGUGAAAAUAUCCAUGAAAAUAACUGUGAGAAAUCCUGCGAAAUGCCAAAAAAAGGCUUCAGCAUAUAACAAACAGGGGGUGGUUCCUAAGCAUUCUAGAACAACUAAAAUGCUGCUUGUCCUAGGAGUAGGCAUUUGAGGGCUUGAAAGAUUUGGAUAUAAUUUUAAUAAAUCGAGCCACUCUUAGAGCAAUUCUGGAUCCAUUCAAUAGUGUCAGAUAUUUUGUAUGUGAUUCAACCUAUACCCUCUACCAUCAUCCAACUACCUCUCUUGUACUUCAUUCGAUCAACGACUCCUCCACUUUUAGGCGGGGGCUAAAUCUUCACACGUUCGAUCCCAUUAAUAUUCAUUAAAAACGUUUACAAAGAUAAUAAAACUAAAUAUUUAUAACUCAA
This is a messenger RNA of Nematostella vectensis (starlet sea anemone), 2803 nucleotides long. RefSeq names its product 2-aminomuconic semialdehyde dehydrogenase. The record is from RefSeq and is a predicted model, not a curated record. Lineage: Eukaryota; Metazoa; Cnidaria; Anthozoa; Actiniaria; Edwardsiidae. Bases 16 to 1515 code for a protein of 499 amino acids. Gene Ontology annotation, molecular function: oxidoreductase activity, acting on the aldehyde or oxo group of donors, NAD or NADP as acceptor. The transcript is spliced from 11 exons.